This is a messenger RNA of Dentiscutata heterogama, 891 nucleotides long. The record is from the annotation of a GenBank genome assembly. NCBI's taxonomy places the organism in Eukaryota, Fungi, Glomeromycota, Glomeromycetes, Diversisporales, Gigasporaceae.
CAAACUUUGUGGAAAAUGUCACAGUCUACUUCAGAUAAACAUAAAGAAAUUCCUUCAAUCGCACUUUCAGAUCUUUCAAAAUAUUUUCACUUUAGUUGCGAUAAAUUGAUAUCGAAUAUCUUGAAUUACAAACGAAAUACGGAUCAUUCAGCAUUAAAGAAGGCUUUAAUAAGUCGUUUAAAAGAAAUUAAACAAAAUAUCUUCAAUGAAUUAAAAGAUAACAUAAUUGAUCAUAGUGAUACAGAACCCUCUGAAAUCCGUAAAAUUUUGGAGAAUGUUCAAGUAGGGCAAUUCUUAUAUCGAUUAAAAUUCGAGGUAUCAGAUGACUUAUACGAUGAAUUAAAAAUCAGAGAAAUCGUUAGAUUAAAAGCCUUUAUUCCUGAUUUCGUGGAAGUUAUUGAGGAGGAUGGUGAAAAACGUUUAAUUAUAUGGGAUGCCAAUGCAUCAAAAGAAGCACGCUUUUCUUAUCAGUUCAAAGUCGCUUCAUACGCUUUUCUUUUAGAUAACAUAAUCAAAAGCAAAAGGAUGCGUGGAGUUUCAAUUUCUCGAUCAGGAGGAAUAUUUUUAUAUUCAUCCGAAGAAUUAAAACGUCAAACAUUCCGUAUAGAUUUCUUAUUUCCGAAAGUUGAACGAUUUUUACAAACCGAUCUUCCACGGAUAGCGUCAGCUUCGGAAGUUUCAUGGCCUUAUAAUGUUCGUUGUAAAAAUUGUGAAUUUGUAAAUGAUUGUCGUAAAGAAGCGGAAGGAGCAAUAUCUAUGAUCCCAUAUUUAUCAAUAGAAAAUUCAUCAUACCUGAAACGUGUCAUUCAAAAUGAGAAAUCUAAGAGCAAAUUAUUGAAGGAAAAUGUUGUAGACAUUGAAGAUUUGUCUAAUCAUAUUAGUAAACUUAAU